Molecule: messenger RNA, 2685 nt
Organism: Anopheles maculipalpis
Lineage: Eukaryota; Metazoa; Arthropoda; Insecta; Diptera; Culicidae
Gene: ttk
Product: protein tramtrack, beta isoform
Exons: 3
Coding region: 7-2664 (885 amino acids)
Biological process (GO): regulation of transcription by RNA polymerase II
Cellular component (GO): nucleus
Molecular function (GO): protein binding
Source: RefSeq, a predicted model, not a curated record
UUUAAAAUGUCAUCCCAAAGAUUUUGCCUUCGGUGGAACAACCACCAGACAAACUUGCUCGCCGUGUUCGACCAGCUCUUGCACGAUGAAACAUUCAUCGAUGUGACGCUGGCUGUGGAAGGACAGCAUCUGAAGGCUCAUAAGAUGGUGCUGUCCGCCUGCAGUCCUUACUUUCAGCAGCUUUUUGUCAGUCAUCCUGAGAAGCAUCCGAUCGUGAUCUUGCGUGACGUUCCGUUUAAGGACAUGAAGUGUCUGCUGGACUUUAUGUACCGUGGUGAGGUGUCGGUCGAUCAGGAUCGUCUCGCUGCCUUUCUACGCGUCGCCGAAAGUCUCCGGAUAAAGGGACUGACAGAAGUAAACGAUGACAAACCGAAUGCUCCUGCAGGUACGGCAUCAACGACAACGACCUCCGCGUCAGCUCCUUCCGCAUCAGCGCAAGGGUCAGGGGCGGGUGCUGCAGCUACCAACAAAGUUCCGAGUGUGAGCACACAGAAGAAUAGCAGUAGCGACAGCAUAACGCAGGUGGACGAUGACGAUGAAGAUCAUUGUUCUCCAGCAUCCAACAGUAUUCCGGUGGCUGCCUCGGGCCAGGGGCAAGCCGUUGCUGCCGGUCAACUGAAGCAACUGCCUCCCCUGCUCUCAUCUACCGGUAUCGUCACCCGUAGCCACAGCAAUAGCUUGCUGCAGCAACAUCACCAAAGUGGCAAUAGUGCGAUUCUACAGACGAACCCCCUGCUCGGUACGGCCCUCUCGCAACAGAAGCGCAAACGGGGUCGCCCACGGAAGCUGUCUGGCAGUGACGCGGGGGAAGGGGAAAACGACGGCAACUUCACUGGCACUGGCGAAGAGUAUGACAGCAGUUCGAUGGAUAUCAUGGACGUGAAAAUUGCUAGCAGUGGCGCAUCCAAUUCGGGCGACGAUGAUCAGCAGCUACGUAUUGUGAGCAGCCGCACCGAAGAUUGUGACACCCCGAUGCACGAAAAGCCCGAACAAAUGGACGAAUACGAUGAUGAAGAGAUGGAUGACGAUGCCGAUGAGCUGGUUGAGGACGACGAUUUGGAAACGGGCACGGGCGACGAACCUCUCGGCGGUACUACACCAUCGCUGGACGACUCAAUGGAAGUUACCACAAACAAUGCAACAAACAAUGCGCACACGAAUCGAUCCGGUCGGCUGCAUCAGAGGCAGGCGGGUGCACUGUCCACACCAUCGCGAGCAUCCAAAAGAACAAGAACGGCGACCAGCAAUCUGCGGAACAACGAGAACAGCAACAUGUCCGAUUCGAAAGAUUCCUUUGUGGAUGAUGAAAAAUGCAACAAGAUGGAUGAAACGGGCGGCGAAGAGGACGACGACAUCGAGGACGAUCAGUAUGAGGAAAGGGAGCUGAAUUCAAGUCUAAUGGAACCACAGUUGCUGUUGGAUGAAUAUGACGAACCGGUUGAGUUAAAGUUCGAUCCUCGCACGGACAGUGGAGCAGUAGAUUCGACCUCAAACAGCAACAGCUAUCUUCCGCCAUUGCAACCGAAACCUGGUCUAAAGGUGGCCGGUAGCACUAGCGGUACUCGUAUGCCACAGAUCUCGGUCGUACCGACGACAGCGUUGCAAUUACCGAAACUAGCCCCGCUUACGGCAUCCGGUGGAAGCAGUUUUCUCACCGGCACGGGCAACAAAUCCUCGGUGAAGCUACAUAAACGUACCCGAUUGCUGGCACCAAAGAAACCGAACGGCAUGACCACCACCCAGACGAUCCUCAACAAUCUGAACAACAACCUGAAUGAUAACAUGAUCUCAACCUCAAACGCUGGCAGUGGCGCAUCUUCCCUGUGCCUGACGGGCAUCGGUUCGGCCGAAGUGUACGACAUGUUUUCGGGCAGUGUGCUUCGCUCGUCGAGCCCACGGUCCAACUCGAAUUCCCCUUCCGUGAAGGGGGGAGGGGGAGGCAGCAGUGGGAACGACAGCGGUUCCCGCACGCACAAGUACGCGGUGAUCGACGAUACCGAGGGCAGUGUGCGUGAUUUCUGUACCAAAGAGGGUGACCACGUGUACCGGUGCAAAGUGUGCGCCCGCGUGUACACGCACAUUAGCAACUUCUGCCGGCAUUAUGUCACCUCGCACAAGCGCAACGUAAAGGUGUACCCGUGUCCGUUCUGCCUGAAGGAGUUUACGCGCAAGGACAACAUGACGGCGCACGUCAAGAUAAUCCACAAGCAGGAGUACGCCCAGCAGCAGACGACGGGUAUUGGCCCUGGUGGCACGUCGCCCGCUAGUGGCGGUGGAGGCAAUUCGCGUGGUGAGGAUUCGUUCAACGCAUCGUUGCUCGGUGGGCGGAACGAGUCAACGAACGGUGGUGGUGGCAGUUCGUUAACGACGACGUCGAUCAUCAAUGCGGUUGGAUUGCAGCCCCGGCUAGGGUCAAAUAGCAGCAGUGGUGGUGGCGGUAUACGAAUCGUGUUUCCCUUUCCCGGGAGUGGCCAGGCCUCGCCGGCGGCGGCAGCCACAACAGGAACAACAGCCGGCAGUGGCACGGUCGGGGCGAUUACCAUUAAGAAGGAGUUUCAAGAAAAAUCGUCGUCCUCGUCAGGUGCCAACUCACCGACCGGUUCGGUUUCAUCCAGCUCGAGCGGACUCGCAGCCCAACCGGCAACCGCGACCGUCAGCCAGUAGUACUAGUAGUAGUAAUACUAG